UAAUUUUCUUCUGGAAGUCGACAAGAUCUCUUAUGAGCCGCGACGCAUCGUUCAAUUUUUUGUUUUCCUCUUCUUUCCCUACGCGUUGUAAGCCGUGAAAAUCGUGAAAAAAGUCAAUUGCCCUCACGAUGUCUUCUCUUGUGCGACCACUUCUUCUUGUGGCGGCCGCAAGUCGCGGCUUAGCUCAGUUUGUUACCCCGCCAACAACUUUGAAAGAAGUGACUGGCUACGCUGGAAUUCCUGUCAGGUAUAAGGAGGUACCUGCUGGAACUUGUGAGCUGGAUCCCAACGUAAAGAGUUAUUCGGGAUACGCCGACGUGGCAGAGAAUGAACACAUCUUCUGGUGGUUCUUCGAAGCUCGCAACCAAGACCCAUCGGAGGCUCCCCUGACUGUCUGGAUCAAUGGAGGACCGGGCUCGAGUUCUAUGAUCGGCCUGUUUGAGGAACUCGGACCCUGCGGUGUUGAUUACUUCGGCAAAGUUUACAAUAACCCGUACUCUUGGUCUAACGUGAGCAACAUGCUCUUCAUUGACCAACCCACCCAAGUCGGGUUUUCCUACUCCAAACCCGUCAAUGCGUGGGUGUCCAAGAGCGGUAGUAUUGUAUCUUUACCAGACGCAACGUGCCCAGACUACGCGGAUGAGAGCUCAUGCGGCACGUAUAGCUAUCCGAACGUCACCCUCACAGCGAACAGCACUACCAAUGCUGCGCCUAAUUUCUGGAAAACUCUACAGGGUUUUAUGGGCGCCUUCCCUCAAUAUUCUAGAAACGGAUUUCACUUCGCAACUGAGAGCUAUGGAGGACAUUACGCGCCAGUAUUCAAUGCGUACAUUGAGGAACAGAACGAAAAGCACAUUCCAGGCGCCAAGGAGAUUCAACUAGAGACAGUACUAAUAGGCAAUGGCUGGUAUGAUCCGAUACUACAGUAUCAGGCCUACUACAAUUUCACCGUCUUUCCCGGGAACACAUACGACUAUGCUCCUUUCAACGCAUCCAUAGAAUCCCAGUUCUAUAAUAACUUGUACGGUCCUGGAAACUGUCUCGACAGGUUGAACGACUGCAAGGCCACCGGGCUGAAUCAGGUCUGCAAAAACGCAGACACUUUCUGCGCGAACCUAGUCGAAUCCGUAUACGACGAUGUGCUCGGCCGAGAUGAGUACGAUAUGAGGGAAUUAGUUCCGGACCCAUUCCCAUACGGAUUCUACACCGAUUACUUGAACUCGCCGGAAUUGCAGUCUGCUAUCGGCGCGUUUAUCAACUUCACCAGUAACAAUGUUGUAGGCGAGGCAUUUGAAAACACUGGCGAUGACUCCAGAGAGAUGGGUACGAUUGAGGAUAUUCGCUACCUACUCUCGAAGGGUAUCACGGUAGCCAUAUAUGCUGGCGACGCCGAUUACAACUGCAACUGGCUCGGAGGCGAGGCUGUGGCGGAAGAGAUCGCUGCCCCCGGGUACUCGCAAGCCGGAUACGUGGAUAUGGUCACAAGUGAUAACGUUACACACGGCCAGGUAAAACAGGCAGGCAAGUUCAGCUUUACGCGUAUAUACGAGAGCGGACACGAGGUGCCAUUCUACCAGCCCCUCGCCGCCCUCGAAUACUUCGAGAGGGCCAUCAAGGGCCACGAUAUCCAGACCGGAAAGGGUCCUGUAAACGAGGAUUACCUAACGGAAGGAACGAAGAAGAGCACGUACCGCCAAGGCAAUUUGACGGUUCAGUGGGACGUACUGCCGGCUAACUCCACGUACGAUACCACCACGAACCAGCCUGGUGGUACAUGGACGGAACAGUCGGUACUUAUGAAGCGAAGCAUGAAGAAGAGCUUCAGGUCCCGCCCUGGACGCCGAGGGAGGUAGAUGGAUAUAUACUAAAUGAUGCUAUCGCGGAUAUAUGAGUAUUGUCGAAUUCUCUAAUCUGUUAUAUAGUUACAUAGCUGCGUUAAUGUAUUAAAUAAACUAAUCAACA
This is a messenger RNA of Annulohypoxylon maeteangense, 1962 nucleotides long. RefSeq names its product carboxypeptidase S1. Gene Ontology annotation, biological process: proteolysis. Gene Ontology annotation, molecular function: serine-type carboxypeptidase activity. The record is from RefSeq and is a predicted model, not a curated record. The coding region runs from base 129 to 1853 and encodes 574 amino acids. The transcript has a single exon. Gene Ontology annotation, cellular component: fungal-type vacuole. Lineage: Eukaryota; Fungi; Ascomycota; Sordariomycetes; Xylariales; Hypoxylaceae.